Messenger RNA from Sus scrofa (pig), 2481 nucleotides. RefSeq names its product phospholipase A2 group IVB (gene PLA2G4B). The record is from RefSeq and is marked validated. Gene Ontology annotation, molecular function: calcium-dependent phospholipid binding; calcium ion binding. Gene Ontology annotation, cellular component: cytosol. NCBI's taxonomy places the organism in Eukaryota, Metazoa, Chordata, Mammalia, Artiodactyla, Suidae. Gene Ontology annotation, biological process: glycerophospholipid catabolic process.
CCAGCUGGGACAUCCCUGGCUCUGGGUUAAAAAGCUGACAGUCCUCAGUCCUGCAGGCACUGCUCGUCAUUCCUUGCUCCAAAGACUCUGCCCCAUGGCUCUGGCAAAGGUGCCUGGGACCUGCUUGCUCACCAUUCGUGUCCUGCAGGCCCAUGGCCUGCCCUCCAAGGACCUAGUGAGCCCCUCUGACUGCUAUGUGACUCUGUGGCUGCCCACGGCCUCCAGCCACCAGCUCCAGACACGCAUGGUCAAAAACAGCAGAAAUCCCAUCUGGAAUCAGAGCUUUCACUUCCGAAUCCACAGCCAACUCAAGAACGUCGUGCAACUCAAAGUCUUUGACCAGGACUUCCUGACCAAGGAUGACCCCAUGUUGUCAGUGCUGUUUGACGUGGGGACUUUGCGGGCUGGGGAGUCGCGGCGCGAGAGCUUCUCAUUGAACCCUCAGGGUGAGGAGCGGCUAGAAGUUGAAUUUCGGCUGCAGAGUCUAACUGAUUGUGAGCAGCUCGUCAGCAACGGCAUCCUGGUGGCCCGGGAGCUCUCCUGCUUGCAUGUUCGACUAGAGAAGGCUGGAGACCAGAAGGAGUCAGAGGGCAGAGUGCAGCUUGUGGUUCCUGGGUCCUGUGAGGGUCCACAGGAGGCCUCUGUGGGCACCGGCCCCUGGCACUUCCACUGGCCAGCCUGCUGGGAGCAGGAACUGAGGAUUCACCUGCAGGAUGCCCCCCAAGAGCAACUGAAGGUGCCCCUGAGGGCCCUGCCCUCUGGCCAGGUGGUGAGACUCGUCUUCCCUACCUCCCAGGAGCCCAUGAUGAGGGUGGAGCUGGAAAACAAAGAAGGGCCCAGGGAGCUGGCUGUGCGGCUGGGCUGCAAGCCCUGUGCCGAGGAGCAGGCCUUCCUGAGCAGGAGGAAGCAGGUGGUGGCCAAGGCCCUGAAGCAGGCCCUGCAGCUGGAUGGAGACCUGCAGGAGGACGAGAUCCCAGUGAUAGCUGUUAUGGCCACCGGUGGGGGGACCCGGGCCAUGACUUCCCUGUAUGGGCAGCUGGCUGGCCUGAAGGAGCUGGGCCUCUUGGAUUGCAUCUCCUACAUCACAGGGGCCUCGGGUGCCACCUGGGCUUUGGCCAACCUCUACGAGGACCCAGAGUGGUCUCAGAAGGACCUGGUGGGACCCAUCGAGUCACUGAAGACCCAGGUGACCAAGAGCAAGCUGGGCGUGCUGGCCCCCAGCCAGCUGUGGCGGUACCGGCAGGAGCUGGCCGAGCGUGCCCGCCUGGGCUACCCGACCUGCUUCACCGACCUGUGGGCCCUGGUCAGCGAGGCACUGCUGCAUGACCAGCCCCACGACCACAAACUCUCAGACCAGCGGGAGGCCCUGAGUCAUGGCCAGAACCCUCUGCCCAUCUACUGUGCCCUCAACACCAAGGAAAAGGGUCUGACCACCUUUGAAUUUGGGGAGUGGUGUGAGUUCUCCCCCUAUGAGAUUGGCUUUCCCAAGUACGGCGCCUUCAUCCCCUCCGAGCUCUUUGGCUCUCAGUUCUUCAUGGGGCGCCUGACAAAGCAGCUUCCUGAGUCCCGCAUCUGCUUCCUGGAAGGUAUCUGGAGCAACCUGUACACAGCCAACCUCCAGGACAGCUUGUAUUGGUCCUCCGAGCCCAGCCAGUUUUGGGACCGCUGGGCACAGGAUCAGAUCAGCCUGGACAAGGACCAGGUCCCCCUUCUGAAGGUAGAAGAGCCUCCCACAGUGGCCGGCAGGAUAGCUGAGUUUUUCACUGACCUUCUGACAUGGCGUCCACUUGCCCAGACCACCCACAAUUUCCUACGUGGCCUCUCUUUCCACAAGGACUACUACCAGCAUCCUCACUUCUCUGCCUGGAAAGCCACCAAACUGGAUGGCUUCCCCAACCAGCUGACCCCUGCAGAGCCCCACCUGUGCCUGCUGGAUGUUGGCUACCUCAUCAAUACUAGCUGCCCACCUCUCCUGCGCCCCACACGGGAUGUGGACCUCAUCCUGUCGCUGGAUUACAACCUCCACGGAGCCUUCCAGCAGCUGCAGCUCCUGGGCCAGUUCUGCCAGGAGCAGGGCAUCCCGUUCCCACCCAUCUCGCCCAGCCCGGAGGAACAGUGCCAGCCCCAGGAGUGCCACCUCUUCUUGGACCCCGCCUGCCCUGAUGCCCCCGCUGUGCUGCACUUCCCUCUGGUCAAUGCCUCCUUCCGGGAGCACUCAGCCCCUGGAGUCCGGCGGACAGCGGAGGAGCAGGAGGCAGGGCAAGUGAACCUCUCUUCCUCCGACUCCCCCUACCACUUCUCGAAGGUGACCUACAGCCAGGAGGACACAGACAAGCUGCUCCGUCUGACGCAGUACAACAUCUGCAACAACCGGGAGCGGCUGCUGGAGGCCCUUCGUGAGGCUGUGCAGCGGCGGAGGCAGCGCCGGCCCGAGUGACAAGCAGUGAAUGGGGGUGGGGAUGCUGUGACUUCCUGGGGGGC